AUGUCCGAGCCUUCUAAGAUCUCUAGUGCACAAGAGAUUGAAGAAAGACUUAAACGUUUGAAGAAUCCUCCACAACUUAAGUACAGAAGAACUUCUCCUUUGAAUUUCAAGGCAUACACUUUUAACGAUCAAGGGAAGAGGAUCCUGCAGUCUUCAGAGGAAUCUACAUCACCUACACCUACUCCAUCUCCACCAUCACUUACGCCAUCACCACUUGUAUCAUCCAACCCACCACCAUCUCGGAUCUCAUCACCUCUCUCACCUUCACCACCAUUUACGCCACCCCCUGAAGAAGAGUUUGAAAUGGCUGGUCUUGGAGGAAAUAAUGAGGCUAAUCAGAGUAUCAAGGACCUCUCUACAUCCACUGUUGAAGGAGGGCUUCCUCGUUCCAUUGUUUUCCUAGCUGCUGCAGACGGCAAGUCUCAACUUUGA
Molecule: messenger RNA, 432 nt
Organism: Rosa chinensis
Lineage: Eukaryota; Viridiplantae; Streptophyta; Magnoliopsida; Rosales; Rosaceae
Product: probable inactive serine/threonine-protein kinase slob2
Exons: 1
Coding region: 1-432 (143 amino acids)
Source: RefSeq, a predicted model, not a curated record